This is a messenger RNA of Acanthosepion pharaonis, 594 nucleotides long. Lineage: Eukaryota; Metazoa; Mollusca; Cephalopoda; Sepiida; Sepiidae. The record is from the annotation of a GenBank genome assembly.
AUGUCUCUUUCUCUCUCUCUUUCUCUUUCUCUCUCUUUCUCUUUCUCCCUCUUUCUCUUUCUCUUUCUCUUUCUCCCUCUCUCUCACUCUAUCACUCUUUUGUGGGUUCUUAAGUGUUUUUUUUUUUUGUUGUUUUUUUUUUUUUCAAUUUUGGUUCUAUCUAUCUAUCUAUCUUUUUCAGUAUUUUCUUUUCUAUCUAUCUAUCUAUCUAUCUAUCUAUCUAUCUAUCUAUCUAUCUAUCCUUUUUUUUACUUUCUUUUUUAUUUCUAUCUAUCUAUCUAUCUAUCUAUCUAUCUCUAUCUAUCUAUCUAUCUCAGUAUGUUUUACUCCCUUUGUUUGUUACUUUCUUCUUUGUUUGUUUGCUUGUUUAUUUGUUCGUUUCUUUCAAUCUCAAUAUCCUCUUUUCUUUCUUUCUUUCUUUUUCACUAUUCUCUUUUCUUUCUUUCUUUCUUUCUUUCUAUCUAUCGAUCUAUCUCUCUCUCUCUCUCUCUCUUAUAUAUAUAUAUAUAUAUAUAUAUAUAUGUAUAUAUAUAUCGCUAUUCACUUUUCUAUCUAUCUAUCUAUCUAUCUAUCUAUCUAUCUAUCUAUCUCUGA